AUGGGUCAGGGAUCACUCCAUUCAAAGCAUUCAAAGCCCAGCAUUUGGAACACAUUUUGCUGGAAGAAAUCUCAGGAAGUGAAGAAAGAAAACUGCAAUGGCCAUGGAAAGGAAGCACUCCAGUCACUGGUCUGCAACCACAAGGAUGAAUACCAUGCUCUCACACAGGAAGAACAACAAGAGUUGCUCCAGGAAUUUGCUGACCAGAAGGAGACCAAGGUCUCUGGGUUACAUGUCUCAAUGAAGUCAAAGGUUAACAACAUAACUCAAAUCCUGAAGGCAGCAGAAAAUGAGCUCAAUAGUUUAAACUCUCACACUGGUGCCAAGAUCAUGUUGUAUAUGACACAUGGUACUACUGAUUUACCUCUCCACACAAUCACCUUCACAACACCAGGUGUCAAUCACUUUAUGGACUCUGUCAUCGGCAUUGAUACUCAGGACUUUCUCAGCAAAAUGGAAGGGUUCACAACCCAAGGGAUACAAGGUUCCACAAGCAACCAUCAAAAAGAGGUUUCUAAGCUUCACAGAGACAUUUGGGCAAUCAUCACUCAGAAAUUGAGGAAGGUGACCAGAGAAAGCAAUGCCAGGAUGCAGUGGGUAGAUUAUUUUCAUAAUGUGGUCAACAGCUAUCAGGUCACCAUCAAAGGAUGGCCAGAGCAUAUCACAUUUACAAACCUUAGUAAUGCAACCAACACACUUCUGGACCUCCAAAUUCUUUGA
Molecule: messenger RNA, 720 nt
Organism: Suillus subaureus
Lineage: Eukaryota; Fungi; Basidiomycota; Agaricomycetes; Boletales; Suillaceae
Exons: 4
Coding region: 1-720 (239 amino acids)
Source: RefSeq, a predicted model, not a curated record